This is a messenger RNA of Fonsecaea pedrosoi CBS 271.37, 444 nucleotides long. RefSeq lists its product as uncharacterized. Gene Ontology annotation, molecular function: oxidoreductase activity. Lineage: Eukaryota; Fungi; Ascomycota; Eurotiomycetes; Chaetothyriales; Herpotrichiellaceae. The transcript has 2 exons. The coding region runs from base 1 to 444 and encodes 147 amino acids. The record is from RefSeq and is a predicted model, not a curated record.
AUGGCGACGAAACAGCGCAUGGUCAAACUCACGCUCUACGCGCGACGCAAGAGCCACCUCUCCGAGGACGAGUUCCAGAAGUACUGGACGGAGACGCACAGGGGCCUGGCGGUAGAUUGGUUGGCAAAGUAUGGUAUUGUCAAGUACACACAGUACCACACGCCUUCGGAGCUCGUUUCAACCGCCAUAGCAGGGUUUCCGGCGCUCCAGGGCGUAAAGAAACUCACCUUUGACGGCAUCGGCGAGUUUCUCAUGCCCGAGGUGUCGUGCUUCCACAAAGCCCGCGAGGACCCGUACUACGCCGAGGUCAUUGCGCCGGACGAGGACAAGUUGUUUGACUGGAACACGGCAGAGUGGACCAUUGGCUGGGAGGAGGUGUACAUCAAGGACGGGAAAGUCGUGGACAUGCCCUUUGGUGAUGCUGGUGAGGUGUCCAAGUCCUGA